AGCGAGCGCGGGUGAGCCUCGGCGGCCCGGCCGGGUCUGCGCGCGGCGGCCAUGUCCAUCUUCACCCCCACCAACCAGAUCCGCCUGACCAACGUGGCGGUGGUGCGCAUGAAGCGCGCGGGGAAGCGCUUCGAGAUCGCGUGCUACCGCAACAAAGUGGUCAGCUGGCGCAGCGGCGUCGAGAAGGACCUGGACGAGGUGCUGCAGACGCACUCCGUGUUCGUGAACGUGUCCAAGGGGCAGGUGGCCCGGAAGGAGGACCUGCUGAGCGCGUUCGGGACGGACGACCAGACCGAGGUCUGCAAGCAGAUUUUGAGUAAAGGGGAGGUCCAGGUGUCCGAUAAAGAGCGGCAGACGCAGCUGGAGCAGAUGUUCAGGGACAUCGCAACCAUCGUCGCCGACAAGUGUGUGAACCCUGAGACGAAGAGACCGUACACGGCUCUCCUGAUUGAGAGAGCCAUGAAGGACAUCCACUACUCCGUCAAAGCCAAUAAGAGUACAAAACAGCAGGCUUUGGAGGUGAUAAAGCAGUUAAAGGAGAAAAUGCAGAUCGAACGCGCCCACAUGAGGCUCCGGUUCCUUCUCCCAGUGAACGAAGGGAAGAAGCUGAAAGAAAAGCUCAAGCCCCUGAUCAAGGUCAUAGAGAGCGAGGACUACGGCCAGCAGUUAGAGAUUGUGUGCCUGGUUGACCCGGGCUGCUUCAGGGAAGUCGACGAGCUGAUAAACAAGGCGACGAAGGGCAGAGGUUCCUUGGAAGUGCUCAGCCUGAAAGACGUGGAGGAGGGAGAGGAGAAGCUGCAGUGACGCCCGACAGGCUCCGC
Molecule: messenger RNA, 821 nt
Organism: Lontra canadensis (Northern American river otter)
Lineage: Eukaryota; Metazoa; Chordata; Mammalia; Carnivora; Mustelidae
Gene: SBDS
Product: SBDS ribosome maturation factor
Exons: 5
Coding region: 52-804 (250 amino acids)
Biological process (GO): cytosolic ribosome assembly; ribosome biogenesis
Source: RefSeq, a predicted model, not a curated record